UUGUUAGCUGUUUAGCAAACUGUUUUUGAGUAAACUAAGUUGUAAAAUUGAAUCAAGUAUAAAAUUAAUAUUAUACCGUAAUGGCCGAUUCAACGAAUACGGACAUUUCCAAAAUGAAGGUUGUGGAUUUACGUAAAGAGUUGAAGGCACGUGGAUUAUCAUAUACCGGCGACAAGAAAGAGCUUGUAGCAAGACUCCAAGCGGCGACUGUUCAAGAGGAUCACGGUGAUAUCAAUUUAGAUUCUGACGAAAUUGACUCUGAUGGUGUACUGGAUGACGAUGAUGAUAAGACUCACGCGGAUAUUUUGGAUGAUACUGCUACCGAUACACUCAAUGAAGAUUUGGUGCUUGAAGAAAAUUCACCUGAAAAACAAACCCCUGAGACUAAACCUCAGAGGAUUCUUAAACGAAAAAUUACCCCAGAGACACAAAAAGAACAGUCAUCAACUGAGAGUAAAGAUGUAGCCUCAAAGAAAAUUGUUUUAAACAGGACAAUUUCCAUGUCAUCUAGCUCUUCUAAAACAACUGAAAAAAAAGAUGAGGAUGAAAGUAACGCUACAACGGAAACUCCAUCUGAUAGUAAUUCUAUUAAGAUAACUUCAGAUCUUGACUUGAAAACACGGUUAGAACUGAGAGCAAAGCGCUUUGGUCUUCCUGUUAAAAUUUCUGACGAAGCAAGGAAGGAGGCAAGAAAACAAAGAUUUGGGCAAAGUACAAACACUACAACUGAAACGUCUAAAGUGACUAUACCUGGAACACUAUCAGACACUUUAGACAAACUUAAAAAACGAUCUGAAAGAUUUGGACAAUCUGUCUCCACACUCAUGAUAGACAUUGAGAAUAAAGAGAAAUUAGAAAAAAGAAAAGCCAAAUUCGGUACUGUACAGUAAACGUUAUAAUAUUGUAAAAUCAUAGUUUAAGAUUACUUAACUUUUCAUUUUUAAUUUCUUACUUUAUAAUUUAGUGUUAAGGUUUUCAAUAAAGUAUAUUGAAACUUAUUCAAUAUUUAAUUAUAGUGCUCCUAGAUUGAAGGAAACUAAAAAUCGGUUGUAAUUAUCAACUAAUACAAAAAUAAAUCUUAUUGACUGAA
Messenger RNA from Colias croceus (clouded yellow), 1090 nucleotides. RefSeq names its product SAP domain-containing ribonucleoprotein. The record is from RefSeq and is a predicted model, not a curated record. Gene Ontology annotation, biological process: poly(A)+ mRNA export from nucleus. Gene Ontology annotation, cellular component: nucleus. NCBI's taxonomy places the organism in Eukaryota, Metazoa, Arthropoda, Insecta, Lepidoptera, Pieridae. The transcript has a single exon. Bases 81 to 890 code for a protein of 269 amino acids.